Linum trigynum is the source of this 2668-nucleotide messenger RNA. The record is from the annotation of a GenBank genome assembly. Lineage: Eukaryota; Viridiplantae; Streptophyta; Magnoliopsida; Malpighiales; Linaceae.
AUUAUACUCGAUCCCGUACAGACUAGACCAUUGCACACCCUAGUUCUACAAUAAACCAAGACUCCCUCCCCUCGGAUGAAAUAAGUCUGGGCCUUGUAUACUCGAUAGCAGAAACGGGUGGUCCUCGGACAACCAGAAACCCAAAGCCAAGAAGAAUUGGCGCGGUUUUUGGGCCCAAGUAAAGAGAAAACAAUAAAAGCCCACGAACAGACUAAAGGUCAAAGUCUUUUCCUCUUUACCAUUCCCAGUUUCCUACUCUCCCCACCAAUCCACACUUUACUUCUCUCGCCGGCCAAAGCAAAAAUGGCGAAGUCCCCAAACCUCUCCCGUUUCCUCUCCUUCUUCCUCCUCCUCACAAUCGCCGCCGCCGAUGACUCCGACCUAGUCGCCGACCUUCUUUCCCUUCGAUCCCAAUCCAAAUCCGGCGUAAUCCACCUCGACGACCACACCAUCUCCCGCUUCCUCACCUCCACAAAACCCCCUCGCCCCUACUCCCUCCUCGUCUUCUUCGACGCCAAGCAGCUCCACGACAAGUCCGAGCUCCGCCUCCAAGAUCUCCACCGCGAGUUCUCCCUCCUCUCCUCUUCCUUCAUCACCAACAACCCCGACAACGACAAGCUCUUCCUCUGCGACAUCGAGUUCAAAGAAUCGCAAUCCACAUUCUCCCUCUUCGGCGUCAACUCCCUCCCCCACAUCCGCCUGAUCGGCCCCGAUGUCAAGAACCCCAAGGAAUCGGAGCAGAUGGACCAGGGGGAUUUCUCGAGGCUUGCGGAAUCGAUGGCGGAAUUCGUCGAAUCGAGGACCCAGAUCUCCGUCGGCCCGAUCCAUCGCCCGCCGUUCAUUUCGAAGACCCAGCUAGGGUUCCUGAUCGCGUUCUUCCUCUGCUGGACGCCGUACUUCGUGAAGAAGGUCAUCGCCGGGGAGACUGUGUUCCACGAUUCGAAGGUCUGGUUGGCUGGUUCGGUUUUCAUUUACUUCUUCAGCGUUUCUGGUGCGAUGCAUAACAUAAUUCGCAAGAUGCCUAUGUUCAUGGUUGAUCGGAAUGAUCCUAGCAAGCUGGUGUUCUUUUACCAAGGUUCUGGGAUGCAAUUGGGAGCUGAGGGGUUUGCUGUAGGGUUUCUGUAUACUGUUGUUGGGUUGUUGCUUGCUGGGAUGACUCAUGGGCUGGUGAAGGUGAAGAAUGUGACUGCUCAGAGGGUGAUUAUGAUUGCCGCCAUAUUGGUCUGCUUCUGGGCUGUGAACAAGGUUGUGUAUUUGGACAAUUGGAAGACUGGGUAUGGGAUUCAUACUUUCUGGCCUAGGAGCUGGAGUUGAUCAAGGUGAGGUGAUGUUAGUGACAGCCACAUUUCGUUACAAGCUCUGGCAUUUUCGAGAUGGUGGUUGGAAAAUGCGGAUAGUGGUGAGUGAUUUCUUGCUUUAAAGAAGAGACUGGUAGACAGUUUACCUUGAUGGUUUAGAAUGUACUACUGUUACUCUGCAUUGAGCAGAGUUCUAUGCUGUUUAUGACUGGCUAAUGCUUAGUAUCGAUGAAGGUUUUACAUGUGGAUGGAAUUUUGGAACAGUGAUUACCUAGCUUUUUGGCUGGUAAUGUUAGCACUCACUUUGAAGGUUUCAAAUGUACUAUUACUCCGCCCCAAAUUGAAUGGCUGCUCGCCAGGUUUUUUAGGGUUUUAUCUCUUUUGCCACUGACUAUGCUCAGUACUUGCCAAUAGUUUGCAUCGAUGUGGAAUUUUAGCUGUGUUGCUAAAAGCUUUGAUCUUUGGUACUGCCCUAAUGUUCUUGCUCUGAAAUAAUUAUGCAGUUACCGGUCUUUUGGUUGACUUGCAUUGUUACUAGAUUCACCUUCUAUUGUCUCCUUCGUGGUUGUGUGGACAUGGAAGUGUGUUCUUCAAUGCUGCGAUUGUCCAUGUAAUGUGAAUGGGAGAGUUGAUGAGUGCAUGUUAAUUCAGACAGGCCACAUAGACUACGCCGAUGGAAAUGGUAGUUAAGAGUUAGUACUUAGUUGUGUGAAGUUAUCAUAUAGCCCCAGAACUUAAGGUUAUCAGAUUACAGCCCUAGGGGAGAAUUUGGAAUCUAACUGACUUUAACAUUAGUUCUGCUUCUGCAGUUUAAAGUUUAUCUAUGCCUUCUUUUCUUGGCUACACCACUACGGAAACAUCUUUAUGCCUUGGGGUAAUACCACCACGAAAACGUCGUUCGACUCUUGUUUUGGUUUGCUGUUUGAAGCAAGUAAGCAUUUUGUGGUGGUAUUCUCAUGAACUGAAUGCAUGCUUAUAUACCUGUUUUCUGGGUUGGGGAUAGAGUAAUGACAAUUUCGAUUUGACUUGUUCAAAAUCCAUUUAUGUUGAGCAGUUGUUUCCUGAUAUGUGAGGCGGGAAUCAGGUCUGCUCUCUUUGUCAUCUCACUCUCUUCUGUUCAUUCAUUGCUCUCCACCCUAUCAAAAGCAAAGAAACUGGCCUGGAUCGAUUUCACAGUGAACGUGUGAUUUCAAUUCGAUUUUGUUCCUUGAUCUUUGCUGUUUUCAACCCGAUCUCAUGUCAGAUUUCGCUCGAAGCUAAAGGUGACUUAUCAUAUUAGUUGUUCCAAAUGGUUAAUGACCCAGAAUCUUGGUGGCCGUUUAUUUAAUAAAAUCAAACCAAGCAUACAAUAAUACACAAGCUUUGCGUAA